Mesocestoides corti is the source of this 843-nucleotide messenger RNA. The record is from the annotation of a GenBank genome assembly. NCBI's taxonomy places the organism in Eukaryota, Metazoa, Platyhelminthes, Cestoda, Cyclophyllidea, Mesocestoididae.
AUGGAAGACCCGGUCGUUGAUCUGGUCAGUUUGGUCAGCCAGGCACUGCCAAAGACCACACAGGACCCAUUUUGUGCUCAAAACUUUCCGAAUGAUGUUAAAGACCGCAUCAACGCUUUGAAGGCCCUUUACAAUCGGAGAGCUACAAUUCACUUGGAGUUUCAGAAGGAGUUGUAUGCGCUUGAGUACAAAUACUCGAAGUUGUAUUCAACCGUUUGUCAGCAGAUGUUCUACGGCAUUUACAUAUGCAUGAGAUUUCACCACUCCCUUCUCACUGUCGGUGUGGUUAUUUUGCCAAAAUUAGUUUGUCGAAACCCAAUUAAGUGGUUGUUUGCUUUUCAAGGUAGAGGAAUACCAAAUUACUGGGUAACGGUUCUGAAGGCUGCUCCCUUGCUUAGCAUCUACUUGACCAAACACGACCUUGACAUUCUCAAGUACCUGGCUGACAUCAGGUGUUCCUACUCGAAGAAGCUUUCCAGUCCUGGUUUCCGAUUGUUGUUUCUGUUUGAGAAGAAUCCCUUCUUCAAGAACGUCAUCCUGAUGAAGCAGUUUUCACUGGAAUUUUUCAGUCAAGCCGAGGACCUGCAGGAAUUCGGUCCCUUCAAAGUGACAGCAACCAAAACCCUGGAUAUCGAAUGGACUUGCUCACGAUCCACGACGGAUGAUUCGCUCUCAACACAAAGAGGCUCAUUCUUCGACAUAUUUCGCGAUAUCCACCCAACAUCAAAUGAAUCGCCCGAGUACUCGCAACUGAUGGAGGACUACGAUAUUUGCGUCUACAUACGUGACCGAAUUUUGCCCUACUCCGUGUACUGGUACACUGGCGAGAUGAUCUCCGGCUAG